Paramacrobiotus metropolitanus is the source of this 729-nucleotide messenger RNA. RefSeq names its product folliculin-interacting protein 1-like. NCBI's taxonomy places the organism in Eukaryota, Metazoa, Tardigrada, Eutardigrada, Parachela, Macrobiotidae. The coding region runs from base 219 to 443 and encodes 74 amino acids. The transcript has 3 exons. The record is from RefSeq and is a predicted model, not a curated record.
GCUUGACGGAUGAGCCAUCGCUAUGAUCGCGGAAGCAUCCGCGAUCAUAGCGGAUUUGGAUAAUUUCACAGUAAAGGUGAUUAGCUGCGGCCGGCGGGAGCUUCCCUGUGGUGUGACUGUUCCGGUGAAGCCAAAUUCCAUACGACCGCACAUCGAAGACUGCGCGGCUUCCAGCUAUAUACAGUACCUUAUGCAAAACCACGGUCAGCCUGUCUAAAAUGAAGACAACGCCCGAGUUUUGCCUGAUGCAUUUGGAUCGAAGACAGGCUGCAGGAGUUGUACGUGCCAGUUGCGCCAUGGUUACCUUCAGACAGCACCAAAUAACGAUUGAUACGAAAGAGACGUUGGAUCUGCUAGGAUUGGAGAUGUCGGAUUUUCCACUGGUGAUAGCAGUGACAUCCACGCACACCCCCGAUAUCAUUUCCGACUUGAAUCUAGCGUGAAUUUUGUGAGGAACGGAGCAUCAUUCCCGUCGUCGUUGCUGCGUUGAUUAUUAAAGUUAAUCUGGAGUUCGCCUUUCCGUUUUGGAUGGUUAGACUGUUAUUUGGGCACACUCUCGCGGGUGAUAUGACCGCUACUUUGCUCAAGAGAAUGUGACAGUAAAUUAAAUUAACUCCGUUUUUACAGUGUACAUACACAUUGAUGUUUUUUUCUCGACAAUAUCUAUACUGUUUAUUUUUGUGUAUAGAUAUGCGUGGAGGUUGUAUCGGGUUGGAGAUUGUUUUUGUA